CUUGAGGCAAUGGUGGGACUUUUGCGUCGACACCUCUCUGUUACAUCACCUUCUCCACAGCUUUUAAUUAAUAUGGUGACGCUUCUGGUAUCCAUGCCACCUUCCAGUUUGCCCGCAUUCUUUUUCGUUAGAAAACAAUUUACACAAAUAUGCCUAGUCCUUAUCCCCUCUGCCAAUAAUGGUGAUCCUCUUACACUGCCUCCGGGUGCCUCUCAUGUGCUCCAGGUAAUGGGUGUCGUGACACAACGGCAAAUGAGAUGCCAGCACAAACCUCUACGAGCGGUAACUGCAGUCAGUCUGAUUCUCACCCUCCACCGCCACCAGGCUGAUAAAUGUAAAUCGCGCGAGGUUUUAAGCACGAAACUCCUACCUAUCAGUGGAGACUUCUUCACGGGGGAGUUUUGUUUGAACCUGCCGUCCAAAGCCGAAAUAUGUCGACUUACUGUUGAGGCAUUUCUGAUUGACGAACACCGAAGAAGGUGGCGGCUGGGCAAGGAGGCUGGUGCGGUCGCCUUCCUUAACAUCCGUCUGGAAAAUGUUGGUGGCAGUAGUAGUGUGGGUGACCCACAAGCAACCUUCAAUGACUUUGAUUUGCCACUAUCAGUCCAAGUUGAAGGAGUUCUUGGGAGUAAUAUUUCGUCAUAA
Messenger RNA from Hydatigera taeniaeformis, 645 nucleotides. The record is from the annotation of a GenBank genome assembly. Lineage: Eukaryota; Metazoa; Platyhelminthes; Cestoda; Cyclophyllidea; Taeniidae.